Messenger RNA from Tachysurus fulvidraco (yellow catfish), 3978 nucleotides. RefSeq names its product transmembrane protein 150Aa (gene tmem150aa). The transcript is spliced from 8 exons. Gene Ontology annotation, biological process: protein localization to plasma membrane. The record is from RefSeq and is a predicted model, not a curated record. The coding region runs from base 342 to 1178 and encodes 278 amino acids. Lineage: Eukaryota; Metazoa; Chordata; Actinopteri; Siluriformes; Bagridae.
AGUCAAUUAUAUUACAGAACGAGGGAUCUCAGAAGCCUAUCGUGGAGCAGGAGGUGGAAUUUGGCGGAAUGUGGUUGGGGAAAAAAGAACUAGCUGACGGUUUUUAUUUUUUGUGGGGGGUUUUUACCCAUUCUUCUCCAGUUUAAAAGGAUUUUCCUCUUCCCCGGACCUGGUGGUGAGCAGAAAGCAGCGCCGCGUCUCCGUCCUUCUCUCAUGUCCAUCCACUGCGUUUCCCGAUCCAUCAGCAUCCUCUCUUCCUCCCCUCACCUUCUUCGACCCCCGCCGCACCCCUGCACCCACCAUCUCUGUCCCCCUGAUGCGCAGGACCGAGAAUCAGCCUCAUGACUGCGUGGAUCAUACUGCCCGUCAGCCUAGCCGCCUUCUCCAUCACAGGGAUAUGGAUAGUGUAUGCCAUGGCCGUGACAAACCACCACGUUUGUCCCGUGGAGAACUGGUCGUACAAUGAGACGUGUUCAGAGCAAAAGGCUGAACCAGGCUUCCCCAAAACCUGCUGCACCAUCCAGGACAUCCCACUCAUUAGUAAAUGCGGAUCAUAUCCUCCAGAGAGCUGUCUGUUCAGCCUCAUUGGCAAUGUGGGAGCGCUUAUGGUGGUGAUGGUGUGUCUGCUGCGCUACGCUCAGAUCAUCGAGCACAGUCAUCACUGCUGGACCAACACGAGUGGCCUGGUGACCGGCUUCACCAACGCUGUGGGACUUGUCAUGGUGGGAAACUUCCAGGUGGACCACGCUAAGACUCUGCACUAUGUGGGUGCAGGCGUGGCCUUUCCCGCCGGCAUACUGUUUGUGUGUCUGCAGUGUGUGCUGACGUACCGCGUCGCCGUCACUCCUCUCGAUUACCUGAUGGCCCACGUGAGGGUGGCUCUCUCCAGCGUCUCUCUGAUCGCCCUCAUCCUCAGCGGUGCGUUCUUCAUCCACGAGAGCUUCUUCCUGCAGCACGCCGCUGCCAUCUGUGAGUGGGUCUUUACCGUCCUCAUUCUUGUCUUCUACGGCACGUUCACCUACGAGUUCGGCUCCGUCACCAGAGAAACCCUGAUGGCUGGACUGCAGAGGAACCUCCCCCUUGGGGGCGGAGUUUCCAGGGAGCUGAAGACUCCGGGCAGGAGCAGCACCACGUCUACACAACUGAACUGCAUGCCUGAGAACAUAGCUAUGCUUUAACACACACACAUACACGCACACACACUCACAGCUGCUGCUGCCUUGAACUAAGUCCCAGAAUUCUCUGCACUGCACUGCUUAGUGCUUUUUUUUACCCAAUAAAAAAAAAAAAACACUAUGAUUGACAGGCGUAAUACUAAGCAGUGGCCUGGAAGCCCCACCCCCUUCCUCAAUCCCACAUUAGUUCAUCUCACAUCCAGAUUUUUUUUUUUUCAGGGAACUCACCAGAACAAGUAAGGGAGAAAAUCAACACGUCAACUUAACAUUACACAUGUUUACAGUUCAUAUCAGUUGACAAUUUUUUUGUAAGAGUGCUAGAAUAAAAUUUCAGCCUCCGACACAUCGCAAUGAAAACUUUGACACAUUUCAGCUGAAUAUUUUCAGUGCGUCCAUGAUGAAUGAGUGUAAACUGAUUUUCACUGUGUUUGUCAGCACUUGUGGUAUCUUUCCACGGUGACAUCAAAGUCUGUUAGAGCGGCAAUCUGUAAAAGAGCGAUAUAAAAACCCCUCUUUAUUCUCCACUUUAAUUAGAACAGUGAUGGUGUGGCCUAACUAAGGCUCUGCCCUUAAAUUUAUGGAUCAAAUUGAAUGCCAUGUAAGUCCUAAGCAGUGCAGUGCAAGUCACAAUCAUGCCACACUCCACUGUUCAUGCUUGUCCUUUGUUCUCUUCUCCUGAUUUGCCCUCAGCGCUCCACACAGGAAAGAUUCGUGAGUCAAAUAGGAAACAUGGCUCAUGUUGCUCAGCGUAGCUGCUGUUGCUGGUGGUUUGUCUGUCGGUGAUUGGAUUGAUGCGUGUUUCCUGUCUCUCUUUUUUUUUUCUUUUUUUUUUUGCGCACAAGGGCCGUUCUUUCUGUAGUGGCCUGGUGCUGCUUGCUGCUGUCUGGAAAACUUUGCACAUCAUGCAUGAACCAUGUUCUGUUUUUCAAUUAAGGUGCGUCAUAUACCGAAGUGUAGAAAUUUACAAACUCUAUCAUGUACUGAUGAUAAUCCAGUAGUUGCACAACCCGAUAAAAUCACUGAUGGUUAGUAAUCACUGCCUUAUAGAGACAAUACUAUUUAUGCCUGUUUUUUUAAUAUAUAUAUAUUGUAUAUCAUAAGUUUUGUUAUUGUUAUGCCUGUGUGAUUUUGUUAAAACAUAUCAGUUUUUUUUUCAUCUCUGUAUUAUCGAUCAUACUCGUGUCAUCUUCCACAAGACAUCCAUCAUAAAUUACCCAUGAGGCCUCUUUCUGUCUUUAGCCAAUGAUCUAUUAUGUUUGAAACAUUUCAUUCUGUUGCCAUAUUUGUGUUCAGUCUGCCAAAGCCGUCACCAUAACAACGUCGAACGAAAUUACCGCUAGCAAACGUAGUGUACAGCCGUGCUUUUGCGAACCGCUCUACAUAUGACUGAACAGUAAAUCCGUGUCUUGGCGUCCAGGCUGGAUCCUGGGAUUCCGUGUUUACCGGGAAGCUGUUUGUGGCCUUAAUCUUCUGUUCGUGUCGCUUCAGAAACCAAAGUGGGUUUGAUCGUUCUCUCUGUCAUGUUCUGUCACCACACCGUCUCCAGGGCCUCUGAGGGCUCCCGCUGUCGGACCUCCUGAAGCUUCCGGUCCGAUGAUGGGACUCCAAUUAACGUGUUUACAUUCUUGGUGUAGAGAGGAUCAUCUGUGUGGCCUCAGCUAGAGCUGAGUGAGAACGAUGUACUGAUAAUUAGCGUUAUAAUCAUUAAGAUUGCGUUUCUUUAAUUGCUUCUCGGGAACUGUUGACCUCCGUCUAUCCAUUUUGACAUUGGAGACUCCUUCCAUAAACUUUAGUCUCUUUACACAAAACCAAUACCAACGAUCCCAUUUUUGGAGCGUCAAAAAGUACACAUCCCUGUGAUUGCACUGUUGCUGUAGAUACGGACAUUACAAAUAGAAUUCUGCACUACAGUCAGAGCUGCAGUUAUAGAAAAUUAAACAGCUUCUGACCAAUCAGUGUCAAGUACAGGGCGGCAAGCCUUGAUGCGUACGACUGGCCAGUGCCAGUUUCAGCUGCUUUCAUGACCUCGCAUUUGGCAUCGUGUGGCCAGUUCGAGAAGACCAGCAUUGAGGAAGAUCUUAACAGAAGGAAAAGACAUUUUGGGUUCUUUUAUUUCUGUGGUCCGGCUCUGGAGGACAAGUCUGUUGUCUGUCUGCUCCACAGCGUAUGCAGCCACUGAUUUGUGUGACCGCCCCAAGAUUGUGGUUUCAUUUGUUUCUUGUGGUUUUAUGCGUCCAAACUUUGUUUCUUGUGGUUUUACCGUCCAGGUUGGUAAACACCUUUUUAAUGAUUGAGUAAUAGAGUUGUGAUGAGUUGCUUCCAGCGUUCAAGUAACUGAAGUCUGACGCUUUUCAAUUGAAUUAUUUCCUUUUUUUAAAACAAAACAAGCUGCCACUUGUGUUCGUAUGUCUGCCAGACAAUCAUUCUACACACAGUAGAGUUCUUCACAGCUGAUAGCCUGCCAACUUUUUUUUUAAGGCCCAGACAUUUCAGUCAUCUCAGUCAUGCUCACUUUUUUUUUUUUUUCCAGCCUGUUACACAGUUUCUGAUGUAUUUCAACGUGUAUUUUUUUUAUCAGCAAAAUCUCUUCAGAAAAAUAAGAUUUAGGAUAAAAGUAUCAAAAUUCCAAAUCUGAAAUAUAAACCGGUGCAGAAAGUAUUUUUUAUUUUAUAAAUCACUUUGUGUAUAAAAAAAAGAGAAAAAGGGGGGAGAAAAAAAGAAUUUCUGUAUUGUUUUGAUUUCUUCUUUGAUAAGAUAUUUCUAUUCGAUUACAAUCUGAAUGAUGAAUAAAUAUAUAUAUAUA